Gossypium raimondii (Peruvian cotton) is the source of this 730-nucleotide messenger RNA. RefSeq names its product homocysteine S-methyltransferase 1. The transcript has 4 exons. The record is from RefSeq and is a predicted model, not a curated record. Gene Ontology annotation, biological process: S-methylmethionine cycle. NCBI's taxonomy places the organism in Eukaryota, Viridiplantae, Streptophyta, Magnoliopsida, Malvales, Malvaceae. Gene Ontology annotation, molecular function: S-adenosylmethionine-homocysteine S-methyltransferase activity. The coding region runs from base 195 to 680 and encodes 161 amino acids.
UCCCUUGAAAUCCCUAAUCUUCCCAUGGCCGACAAUAUUUUCUAAGUUGCCACUCUCCAACAAACACUCUGCACUCGCAUGGCUGAAAUAACAACCCAAAACCUUUUUAUUACCAGCGCCAACAAAGCUUUGCUCUUUCUCCAUCUAUCAAAGAACACACUACUCUGCAUCACACACCGACGAAAAGAAAAAAUAUGGGUUUUGAGAAGGGAGCUUCAUUGUUGGAAGAUUUGAUAGAAAAAGCUGGAGGCUGUGCUGUGAUGGAUGGGGGUUUUGCUACUCAGCUUGAGAGUCAUGGUGCUUCCGUUAAUUUUAAGGUUUGGAGCGCUCUUUGCUUGAUCAGAGACCCUCACCUUAUCAAGCAGGUUCAUCUGGAGUAUUCGGAGGCUGGUGCAGAUAUCUUGGUUACUUCAUCUUACCAGGCUACCAUUCCUGGAUUCCUUUCCCGGGGACUAUCCCUUGAAGAAGGGGAGUCAUUACUAAAGAAGAGUGUCAAAUUGGCAGUGGAAGCCCGUGAUAAGUUUUGGGAUGGUGUCGGAUGUAUUCCUGGGAAUAGCUACAACCGAACUUUAGUAGCAGCCUCAAUUGGAAGUUAUGGAGCAUAUCUGGCUGAUGGAUCGGAAUACAGUGGGUGCUAUGGACCAGGAGUAAACCUGGAUAAGCUGAAAGAUUUUCAUUAAUGAAUAGCUUUCUUUGUGUUUUCUUAAAUGGAAAAGCCUUUUGCUGUCAA